This is a messenger RNA of Phacochoerus africanus (Common warthog), 1041 nucleotides long. It is a transcript of the gene EN2, whose product is annotated as engrailed homeobox 2. Gene Ontology annotation, cellular component: nucleus. The transcript is spliced from 2 exons. NCBI's taxonomy places the organism in Eukaryota, Metazoa, Chordata, Mammalia, Artiodactyla, Suidae. Bases 1 to 1041 code for a protein of 346 amino acids. The record is from RefSeq and is a predicted model, not a curated record. Gene Ontology annotation, molecular function: RNA polymerase II cis-regulatory region sequence-specific DNA binding; DNA-binding transcription factor activity, RNA polymerase II-specific. Gene Ontology annotation, biological process: multicellular organism development; neuron differentiation; regulation of transcription by RNA polymerase II.
AUGGAGGAGAAUGACCCCAAGCCCAGCGAAGCUGCGGCGGCUGUGGAGGGGCAGCAGCGGCAGCCGGAAUCCAGCCCCGGCGGCGGCGGCGGCGGCGGCGGCGGCGGCAGCAGCAGCAGCAGCAGUAGCAGCAGCAGCAGCAGCAGCCCGGGCGAUGCGGACACUGGCCGCCGGCGGGCUCUGAUGCUGCCCGCGGUCCUGCAGGCGCCGGGCAACCACCAGCAUCCACACCGCAUCACCAACUUCUUCAUCGACAAUAUCCUGCGGCCCGAGUUUGGCCGGAGAAAGGACGCGGGGACGUGCUGUGCCGGCGCCGGAGGAGGCAGAAGCGGCGGAGCUGGCGGCGAAGGCGGCGCGGGCGGCGCGGAGGGAGGCGGCGGCGCGGGCGGCGCCGAGCAGCUCCUGGGAUCCGGCCGGGAACCCCGGCAGAACGUGCUCGGCGCGCCCGGUGCCGACGGGCCGCUGCCCGGCGGUGGCGGUGGCGACUCCCCCGGUGACGGCGAAGGCGGCUCCAAGGCGCUGUCGCUGCACAGUGGCGCCAAGAAAGGCGGAGAGCCGGGGGUGCCCCUGGACGGGGCGCUCAAGGCCCGCGGCUUGGGCGGCGGCGACCUGUCGGUGAGCUCAGACUCGGACAGUUCGCAGGCCAGCGCCAACCUGGGCACGCAGCCCAUGCUCUGGCCGGCUUGGGUCUACUGCACGCGCUACUCGGACCGGCCUUCUUCAGGUCCCAGGUCCCGAAAACCAAAGAAGAAGAACCCCAACAAAGAGGACAAGCGGCCCCGCACAGCUUUCACAGCGGAGCAGCUGCAGAGGCUCAAGGCGGAGUUCCAGACCAACAGGUACCUGACGGAGCAGCGGCGCCAGAGCCUGGCACAGGAGCUCAGCCUCAACGAGUCGCAGAUCAAGAUCUGGUUCCAGAACAAACGCGCCAAGAUCAAGAAGGCCACGGGCAACAAGAACACGCUGGCCGUGCACCUCAUGGCGCAGGGCCUGUACAACCACUCCACCACCGCCAAGGAGGGCAAGUCGGACAGCGAGUAG